AUAUUGAAGUUAUAUGGUGGCCAAGAUUUUACAGGAAUUAUAGUUACAGGAAUAAUCAAGGAUGCUUUAAUGUAAAUUCGGAUCCCUUACUUUGCACAUCAGACGUGCUCAGUUUUAUAAAUUGUCCAAAAAAUCUAUUUACACAAGUACCAAAGAUUCCAUGUUUUAAGGAAACAAAAGCAAUAAUGACAUAUUUGCAUGAUAAAGUUAAAUCUGUUAUUCAUAAAAUACAAUUUAAUUGGAAUAUCAAAAUAUACAAAGUUUUACUGAAUUUUUCAAAUAAGUACGGCGAAAAUAUUGAAAUUGAAUAUAAACAAAUUACAAGUACAACAGAGGAUAAAUCUAACACAGUGGAGAAAUCAUUAAAUGUGAGGACAAAAUAUAUUAAAUUUGCCGUUGGAAUGAUAGUCACUCAUUCGCAUGAUUCCGAUGAUUGUGAUGGCGUAAUAAUUGGAUGGGAUAAUACAUGUGACAUAGAGGUCGUAGACAAAUUAGAGUGGAGUUUUUUCAAACCUUGUUACUAUAAUUUCAUCUACGCACAAGCACGAAAUGAUAUUGAUGUCGAUAUUGAUUGUGAACAGCCGUACUAUAUUAUUCUCACUGAGAAUAAAAAAUGUUAUGUGCGACAAGAUGCAAUACGGCCUUGUCAGCCCAAAAAAAUCGAUAACAUAGAAAUUGGAAAAUACUUCUCCAAUUUCGAAGGUACGCAUUACGUACCGAAUGAAACCUUAAGAAAACAUUACCCAGAAGAUAUCGCUGCAAUACUCAGUAUACUUGCUAAAUGAGAUACUACUUUAGCCUUAGUAUUUAAAGCAUCUGCAAAAGCCAUUUCUAAUACUCGUGAAUUAAUAAUGACACGCACUAUGAAAGUUUUUUUAAACUACGCAUCGCUUUCUCAAAUUCUUUAUUACAACUGUCGAAAAAUUUUGUUGAGUUUGCGUCAUCCAAUCCGCGACGUUGUACA
This is a messenger RNA of Cataglyphis hispanica, 964 nucleotides long. RefSeq names its product F-box only protein 21-like. Lineage: Eukaryota; Metazoa; Arthropoda; Insecta; Hymenoptera; Formicidae. The coding region runs from base 186 to 785 and encodes 199 amino acids. The transcript has 5 exons. Gene Ontology annotation, molecular function: DNA binding. The record is from RefSeq and is a predicted model, not a curated record.